AUGGAGGUUGAGAAGUCCCAAGAGCAUUGGUGUGCAAGCCGGAUGCCCAGGUUUCUGUACAAGCACUACAUUCAUGUUUUGGCUUUCAUUUUUGCCAUCGAGGAGAUCAACAGGAACCCACUUCUCUUACCCAACGUGUCUCUGGGAUAUCACAUCUACAACUCCUACCAUAGUCAUCAGAGGACCUUGGAAGGCCCAGUGCUUUGGCUGUCAGGAGGGAGAGAGGAAAUUCCUAAUUAUAACUGUGAGAGUCAGAGCAAAUCUGUGGCAGUUGUUGAAGGAAUUACAUCAGCAUUUGUUCUUCAGCUGGGGACAUUACUGGAACUCUACAAAUUCCCACAGAUUAGUUAUGGUCUGUUUGACCCUUUACUGAGUGACAAAGAACUACUUCCAUCUCUGUAUCAGAUGUCCCCCAAGGACUCAUCUUUGGCUCUUGGUAUGGUGAAAUUAUUGCUGCAUUUCAGCUGGACUUGGGUAGGACUGAUUGUCUCAGAUGACAUGAAAGGUGAGCAAUUCCUCUGGGAGCUGAAAGAAGACAUGGCCAGAGAAGGUGUCUGUGCAGCAUUUACAGAGAAGGUGUCUACUGCUGAAAGAUUUAUUCCCUUUUCAAAUUGGGUGGCCAUGCCCAAUAUUGAUAACCCAUCAAUAAAUGUGACUGUUGUCUACGGUGAUACUGACGCACUAACAGCCCUGACCAUUCUGAUAAUGAACAGUUUGGAUACUUGGAAAGUGUGGAUCACCACCUACCAGUGGGAUUUCACCACAAAUGGGGAAAUUUUCCUGCUUAAUCAUUUCCAUGGGACUCUCAUUUUAUCGAAGCAGAGCAGAGAGAUUCCUGGCUUCAGACAGUUUCUUGAGACAGUUAACCCUUCUAAAUAUCCAGAAGACAUUUUUCUUAAAAAACUGUGGCUCUUUUCCUUUGAUUGCUCUUUGUCUGGUCCUGACUGUGAAACACUAGAAGACUGUCCACUAAAUGCUUCAGUGGCUUCUGUGCCUUUGCAUUAUUUUGACAUGAGUACAUCUGAUUUUAUUAAGACUACCUAUGAUUCUGUGUAUUCUGUGGCCCAUGCCCUCCACGAAGUGCUUCUUUUAAAAACACAAGUGGAAUCUGAGGAAAAUGCAAACCCACUGGUAUUUUAUCAGUGGCAGCUCCACCAACCACUGAGAGUCAUUCAAUUUACCAACAGUAUUGGAGACCAAGUGACCCUGGAUGAAAAUAGAAACUCUGUUGCUCAAUAUGACAUUCUGAACUAUUGUAAUUUGCCUUCUGGUCUCCAACAUCUGGUGAAGGUAGGAAAAUUCGUCCCCCAGGCUCCACAUGGUCAAGAGUUAACUAUACACAAGGAAAUAAUAGACUGGGCCAUCGGAUUUGAAGAGGCUCCCCUCUCUGUGUGUAGCCCAAGCUGUGGUCCAGGAUUUUGGAAAACCACACAGGAAGGAAAAGCUAUAUGUUGUUUUAACUGUACCAUGUGCCCAGAGGGUGAGAUUUCCAAUAAGACAGAUUCUGAUGAUUGUACAAAAUGCCCAGAUGACCAGUAUCCAAACAGUGGGAGGAAUCACUGCCUCCCAAAGGCUGUAACCUUCCUGGCUUAUGAAGAUCCACUGGGGACAGCACUGGCCAGCGUAGCUCUUUGCUUUUCUGCCCUCACAGCUGUGGUUCUUGGGGUCUUUGUGAAGCACAGACACACCCCCAUAGUUAAGGCCAAUAACAGGACUCUCAGCUACAUUCUCCUCAUCUCCCUCUUCCUGUGUUUCCUCUGCUCCUUACUCUUCAUUGGCCGACCCAACACAGCCACCUGUAUCCUCCGACAGAUAAUAUUUGGAAUCAUGUUCACUGUGGUUGUUUCAACCAUAUUAGCAAAAACUAUCAUUGUACUUUUGGCCUUCAAAGCCACAACACCAGGGAGAAAGACUAGGUGGUUUUUGGGAUCAGGAAUAUCUAGCUCAGUCAUUUUCAUCUGCUUCUUUAUCCAAGCAACUCUCUCUGGAAUUUGGCUUGGAAUUGCCCCUCCAUUCAUUGAUAUUGAUGCGCACUCUGAGUAUGGACACCUCAUCAUCGAGUGCAAUAAAGGUUCUGUCAUUGCCUUCUACUGUGCCCUGGGAUUCAUGGGCUCUUUGGCCCUAGUGAGCUUCAUCUUGGCUUUCCUGGCCAGGAACCUGCCUGACACCUUCAAUGAAGCCAAGUUUUUGACCUUCAGCAUGCUGAUGUUCUGUAGUGUUUGGAUUACCUUCCUACCUGUGUACCAUAGCUCCAAGGGGAAGGUCAUGGUGGCUGUGGAGAUAUUCUCCAUCCUGACUUCCAGUGCUGGGAUACUAGGCUGUAUCUUUGCUCCCAAAUGUUAUAUUAUUUUAAUAAGGCCAGAUAGGAAUACCCUGCAAGCAACUCUCUCUGGAAUUUGGCUUGGAAUUGCCCCUCCAUUCAUUGAUAUUGAUGCGCACUCUGAGUAUGGACACCUCAUCAUCGAGUGCAAUAAAGGCUCUGUCAUUGCCUUCUACUGUGCCCUGGGAUUCAUGGGCUCUUUGGCCCUAGUGAGCUUCAUCUUGGCUUUCCUGGCUAGGAACCUGCCUGACACCUUCAAUGAAGCCAAGUUUUUGACCUUCAGCAUGCUGAUGUUCUGUAGUGUUUGGAUUACCUUCCUACCUGUGUACCAUAGCUCCAAGGGGAAGGUCAUGGUGGCUGUGGAGAUAUUCUCCAUCCUGACUUCCAGUGCUGGGAUACUAGGCUCAACUGUCAUCAUUUUGGAGCUAGAUAUUAGGAAGAAAGUAACUGAGCCUGUUUUCUUCACCAGGAAGCUACAGCUUCACAUUCCCCCCCAGGGAACCACAAGUCCAUUCUCGCAGAACUCUGGGGGAAAGGAUAGAACAAAAGGGGAAGCAAAUCACAACCCCAGAAGGCUGAGCCAUGCCAGGAAAAGCCUGGGAUGUCAGGAAUCAGGAUCACACUCAGCUCCUGGCUCCACCGAGAAGGCCACCCUGGCAGAGGCCAGCCUGCUGUGUCUCAGUGACACAGGCUUUGAAUAG
Molecule: messenger RNA, 3021 nt
Organism: Miniopterus natalensis
Lineage: Eukaryota; Metazoa; Chordata; Mammalia; Chiroptera; Miniopteridae
Source: RefSeq, a predicted model, not a curated record